AUGCCUUCAGCAACCUCCCCUCUGGUUCAAUCCCAGGGCCACACAAACUCGUCGCACUCGAUCCAAUCCGUCCUCUCAAGGAACUCGGACACAACCCAAGGCACAUCCACAUCCACUCUAUUCCCCGUACCGCCGACGCCGUCGCUGUCCCCAGCUCCUUCUACCAUCCAAGGAAACGUCGAGCCAUCUGGCAAUGUCAUGAACAAAGUCGCCGACAAGGACGCCUCUCUUUUCCAGAUGUGCAUCACCCUACGCCAACGACUCUUGGCCGUGCCCGGCUUUGACGAAUACUUCCUGGAAACAGAACAACAGCACGACGAUCUCGAUGUUGUGCAAUUGAUCUGGAAGACCUUCCAACUCGGCCACCCACUUGUCUCCCUCUACAACAUCCUCCGACCCGAUCAGCCUGUUGAGAUUGACGUUUCCAAGAUCAGUGUUGCUAAACAAGGUAAGGCUCUCACUUCGAGUUUCUUGCGCGGCUGCAUCCAAGGCCUCAGCUUCUCCGUGGAGGACUGUUUUAUCCUCUACGAUCUCUACCAAGACGACAUCGGUGGCUUUGUUAAGGUCGUCAGAAUGGUAUCAAGAUUGCUUGAUAUCAUGGUACAGCAAGGAAUCAUCGAGGAUCUUCGCCCAGAUCAGAUCGCCGCCCACUCUGGCAAGCGUAGCCAGCGUCAACACAUCGUUGAAGAACUCGUCACUACAGAGAGAACAUAUGUUCAGCAUCUGGAACUCCUACAGGCUUUCAAACAGCUCUGCGAGAGUAAGGGCGUGGUCUCUGGCGACGUGAGCCAUCAAAUCUUCCAUAAUCUUGACGCACUUCUCAACUUCCAACGCCGCUUUCUCAUCAAGGUCGAGCAACAGAACGCCAUCGCAGAAGACGAGCAGAACUGGGGAAAGAUCUUCAUCCAAGCAAACGACGGCUUCAUGGUGUAUGAGCCUUACAUCGCCAACCAGAAGCUGUGUGAGGAGGUCGUCAUGAGGGAGUUCUCCAAGCUCAAGGAAGCUGGUGGCCCUAUCGACAUGCGUCAGCUGGUCGAGUCUCCUCCAACCUUGUACGGCUUCUUGAUGAAGCCUUUCCAAAGACUGUCCAAAUAUCCCUUGUUGUUGGAUUCUCUGUACCAAAAGGGAGACUACAGCGAGGAGAUCAAGGCAGAUCUGUUCAAGGGCAAGGAGUGUGCGACAACUGUCCUGACCCGUACAAACACUGCCAUCGAAAACGAGGACAAGCUUGAAGCUUUGGAAGAUUUGAAGAGCCGCGUCGAAGACUGGAAGGGCCACCGUGUCACCGGCUUUGGCAGCCUUCUACUCUUUGGUAGCUACACUGUUGUGAAGAGCGACAGUGCACCAGGAAAGGAUCAGGAACGGGAGUAUCAUGUCUACUUCUUCGAGUCCAUUCUUCUGUGCUGCAAGGAUAUCGACCGCAAUAGGCCGAAGAACAAGAUGACGACACGCACCUUGGUCGACAAGAAAGGCAGACCCAAGAUGCAGCUCAAAGGCCGUAUCUUUAUGCAAAAUGUCACAGACGUGGUCAAGGCAUCGAAGCCUGGCUCUUACACCUGCCAGAUCUUCUGGAAGGGUGAUCCAGGUAUCGAAAACUUCAUCGUUCGCUUCCCUACUGAGGAUACCAUGAGCAAAUGGUAUUCGAAGCUACUGGAACAGAAGCAUGUUUGCAAUGACCUUGCUAGACGCAGCGACAGCACCACAGCCUCCCACAGACCUUCCGGCGGCACUUCGACUACAGAUUUCACCUACAUUCAACAGAAUCAGGAAGACUUGGUGAACCCUUACAAAGAGGCUGAUGAUGACGACGAAGAGGGCACAGUCGUCCCGCAAUCUCCCUUCCCUGCAUACGCUCCUCACUCUUCCUUUGAGUCCUCAACCUUGAGCAGCAGAAAUGCUUCGACAACCAGCCUCCGUUCAAGAUCUACAACCGGCGAGAGUGGCCCUCCCUUGAGUUUGGGAGGUCGGAUGCCUCCACCACGCCACCCGUCCACUGCGAAUGCGGGCCACCCUUCGUUGAGCCUGAGAACUCAGCAACUGCCAUACGCACAAUCGCCCUCGAUGGAAAAGGACUCCUACUUCUCACCUGUAGAGACGCCGGCGCUCUCCCAGAGAACAAGUGGCUCAUCAGGAAUGUACCCCUUCCCCAACCAGUUCCACGGAGACAACCAAACACGCUACACUGCUCCGGCCAUGAGUCGUACUGCUUCCCGUGAGAACAGUGUUGCCUCCUCUAGUUACGCAGCCAGCCAGCGUACCUCUGGACCUCGACCUGGACUAGUCGGCUUGCACAGCUCUCAACAGAUUGCUACAUCAAGAAACAGAUCUGCGAGUAGCCCAGAUAUCAACCACAUCCAGCGUAGAGCCGGAAACGCGUCUAGACCGCCCGUCCCUGACGUACCUGUGCCGAACCUACCUGCUCAAUACUCCCAGAACAGCGCAGUGCCAAGAAGUCAGAGCAACUCACCCAGUCUGGCUCAUCCACCAGUACAGUCUCCCCACCAACGCGAACGAUCAUCUACCCGCUCGAACUCAGAGACCCCUUACCCAUAUGACGGUCCGCCUGCUCUGCGAGUAAACCCCGGUCUGGCUUAUGUUGGAUCUUCUCGUACCAACACGCCUACUCCAGGCCCAUACGGUGGCUACGACUCUCCCAUAUCACCUCCUCUAUCGUCCACAUCCGACUCUGGCCUACCGCCUCAGCUCAAGAUCAAGGUGCAUGCUUCGAGCACUAUCUUGACUCUGGUUGUGCCUCUGAACAUUUCAUACCAUUCUCUCAGAGAUCGCAUCGAUGCGAAGCUGUCUCGCAGCACCAACAUCAGCCUGAGCGAUCGUACAUCAAAUCAGGUCAAGCUGAAGUAUUUGGACGAGGAUGACUAUGUCAGCAUUCAGAGCGAUGAGGAUGUCCAGUCGGCAUUUGAAACCUGGCGCGAACAAAGAGGCGAGACUGUUGGUGGCAUGGGAGAGAUUGAGCUCUUCUGCCAGUAA
This is a messenger RNA of Aureobasidium pullulans EXF-150, 2988 nucleotides long. RefSeq lists its product as uncharacterized. Gene Ontology annotation, cellular component: mating projection tip; cytoplasm; division septum. The record is from RefSeq and is a predicted model, not a curated record. The transcript is spliced from 2 exons. The coding region runs from base 1 to 2988 and encodes 995 amino acids. Gene Ontology annotation, biological process: establishment of cell polarity; septin ring organization. Gene Ontology annotation, molecular function: guanyl-nucleotide exchange factor activity; protein binding. Lineage: Eukaryota; Fungi; Ascomycota; Dothideomycetes; Dothideales; Saccotheciaceae.